This is a messenger RNA of Verruconis gallopava, 1551 nucleotides long. RefSeq lists its product as uncharacterized. The coding region runs from base 1 to 1551 and encodes 516 amino acids. The record is from RefSeq and is a predicted model, not a curated record. NCBI's taxonomy places the organism in Eukaryota, Fungi, Ascomycota, Dothideomycetes, Venturiales, Sympoventuriaceae. The transcript is spliced from 2 exons.
AUGUUCCUCUCCAGGUGGAAGUACAAUGCUUCAACAGCCGGAUUCGUAUACAUUCACCUAGCGCUUUGGGGGUCGUUGACUACACUUGUUUUGGCACUUUAUCUUUUCGCUGUCGGUGCGAGCGACGAGGUGCUUGUGCCUUGUGCAAUCCUCCUGAUCAUUGCUACAAGUGCUUCGUUCGCUUACAUAGCGUUUUACGAGUACCAUGCUCGAAAGCGGACGAUAAUGGUGCGAACCGAAGAAGUUUAUUCUGCUGCUAGGAAACCCGUCUAUAUCGCCAGUCGUCUUUCCAUUGCGCUCGCUAUGCUUUGGCUACUAAGCAGCGGCUGGAACAUGAUCAUUGCAGCUCGUCAGCCAAUCUGCAAGAGCGGUCAACCAACGCUGAGGUUAUGGCAAAGAGAAGGAACUUGCAUAGCGCAACGUGCAGGAGCCGCGUUCUCGAUUCUUAACCUCCUGAUAGCAUGUGCCUUGUUCGCGCACAUGUUAAGCACAAGGGAUCCUUACGGUACACAUUUGCUGGGCAAAGCACGAGAUCGCCCAAACACCGUUACGCCGUACAAAUUUUCUGCCACAUUUCGAUUAUCGAAGGGCAAGCAAGGAUUGGUGCUCAAGCGACGAAAUAGUAAUGAGUCAAAAUUAGCUGCAAAGCCUUUACCAAAAACGCCGAAUUCGACAAGACCAUCCACGCCGGCUGUUGAAACAGUUGAUCCGAUCAGCCUUCAGAUAUUGACUGCGGUCAAUCUCGCGGUAUCACCACCAACGACUCGAAGUACGCUAAGGUCCGAACUUCAACCAGCUCCAAAUCACACCCCAAAGAAACCAUCGAAUCUCAGACACAGCAACACAUCCACAGAUCAGCGUCGCGACCCAAGCAAGGAUGUGGGCACGUCUCAGGAAACCAUAGCACAGAAGGAAAUUGCACAACCUCUUCCGGCAACAACCAUCUCAAGAAUUCCUGCAAAACAGCCCCUCAGUCUUCCAACGAGCCGAUUUCGUCCGUCAUCUAAGGCGCCACUCUCAUCCCACCCUUAUCAGUCGCAAGUUCAGUCGAGAAUCACAAAGAUAGAGCCUGCAUCGCAACGUCUCGACCUGAAAGCAUCGCAAAAGCCGCUUAUUCCAAGCGAGCCCGCACACACCUACUCCCGCAAUCAUUCUCGCAACAAGUCGGCUCCGUUUCCGCCUACGGUUCCGCCUAAGGCAUGGGCAUCUCCGGGCCCUGCUGUAGCUCCGUCCCACAAGCGUGGUCAUGUCCGCUGCACAUCCGAUCCAAAUCAGAUGAUCUCUGCGCACCUUGCCGCGGAGAUGGACCGUGCAAUGCGCCUUGAGUUCAAAUUGAAAGAGCUUUCGCAGAAGGUGGAGCCGCAGUGGAUCGAUGACGCGAAUGUGGACCGUCACUCUAGCUCAUCUGCAAGAAGGGCGAGCGAUUCUGGAGACCGGAGGGGGACUACGAUGGACCUGAAGAGCUACAAGAACGACUUGGAAAAAGAAAGAUUGUAUGCAAAGAUCGAGUGGAACAUGCUCAUGGGGAAAGAAGUGAGCAUUUUGGACUAG